AUGAAGGCACUCACCCCAAAAACCCGUGGUACUAUUAUUUAUGGUAAAAUAUGUGGACAAUCAGGUCGCACUAUUGCUAAAAAUUUGGGGUGUAGUAAAACAGCUGUUUAUAAUACACUUAAAUGCUUUCAGCUUAAAGCUUAUGUUCAAGAAAAUGGUGAAAAUUGUCAGCUUUGUGCAAAAAAACUUUCAACUGUUUGGACAUCUCGUUUAAAAAACCCCAUUUCUGCAUUUACUAUACGUUGUACCCUUAAAAAGUUAGACUUAGUACUCAUAUUCCUCAUCACAAACCUGCAAUAA
This is a messenger RNA of Funneliformis geosporum, 300 nucleotides long. Lineage: Eukaryota; Fungi; Glomeromycota; Glomeromycetes; Glomerales; Glomeraceae. The record is from the annotation of a GenBank genome assembly.